CCGAUGGUCUCCAUGGAAACGUCGUCCACCACGCUGAAGGGGGAAAAGUAUCAGCAGUAACGCUAACGUUAGUUCUCUGACCUUAACCAAGACAUACUAUACAAUCUGACAUAAUUGGAUAUUAUGAACCAAUUUCAGAAUUUGAUAAAUGACUGUCUUAUCGAUACAAAACACGUGGAAAGCGCUGUCAUUCUGGUUGCCAAGACUGCAGCAGUAACUGCCGCGUCUGCAAGGUUUCAGGUUCUUCCCACACAAGCCCAGAUUUUCAUAGACUCUUUCAAGCACAUGACAUUGACCAGAGAGCGGGGCUUCUACUUCCAAGACAAAGCAUACACCUGUGUCCGAGCUGACAGGAACUCCAUCUACUGCAAAUGUGGAACACAUGGCUUGAUUCUUGUGAAGACUGCUCUGUACAUCAUAGUGGCCACAUACAACGACAGCAUGUAUCCUAGCGUGUGUGUGGAGGCUGUCGAGAAACUAGGUAGGGGGAUGUUGGUGCUUCUAACAGCAUACAAGCUUCAACAGCUUUCAACUGAAGGUUUUAAAGCUGUGUACCUCAAGGAUAAGGGGAAAUGAAGCACAAACUGAGGAGGAGCAGCAUUCUGAUGGAUGAAACUGAUGAAGUGGACUGGUCAAAAACAGUUGCCUACAGGUCCAUGUUAGGCCACCUGCUAAGGAGGACAAACAUGUUUAGGAGAAAGUCAGUGUGCGUUUUGUUUUCUUUCUAUGAACUUGCCCCUGUCCUCUCUCACAGUAUACAGGUUUAACCACUAGGUGGUAGUAAAUAGUAAUUAACCCAGCUACGUGGUCCAAGAACAGAUUUGAGUGCAGAGAACCUCUUAGAACAGGGAUUAUGACCAACCAUGGUCAAUGAGAUGCUGUAGUUCUGCUCCUCAGCAGACAGACAGGGGCUUCGUGGCUAAAGGCCUUUUAAAACUGUCUGUGUUCAUCGCAGACGUUCUGUUCAAAUGCUUCAAUCACUCUCCACCCCCUCUGGUGAUAACAUGACUAACCUAGCUACACACUCGCACGUACACACACACACCCUGACGUAGCCUUGAUGAGUGUUUCAGACCUGAAAUGUGUAAAUGAAUUUCCUCAUGUGAACAAAUAAAGGAAAUCUGUAACUGAGUCAAAACAUCAAAGAACCACCACUAUAUUUUACAGUAGGGAUGAGGUGUACUCUGCAUAUUUUACAGUAGGGAUGAGGUGUACUCUGCAUAUUUUACAGUAGGGAUGAGGUGUACUCUGCAUAUUUUACAGUAGGGAUGAGGUGUACUCUGCAUAUUUUACAGUAGGGAUGAUGUGUACUCUGCAUAUUUUACAGUAGGGAUGAUGUGUACUCUGCAUAUUUUACAGUGGGGAUGAAGUGUACUCUGCAUAUUUUACAGUAGAGAUGAGGUGUACUCUGCAUAUUUUACAGUAGGGAUGAGGUGUACUCUGCAUAUUUUACAGUAGGGAUGAGGUGUACUCUGCAUAUUUUACAGUAGGGAUGAGGUGUACUCUGCAUAUUUUACAGUAGGGAUGAGGUGUACUCUGCAUAUUUUACAGUAGGGAUGAGGUGUACUCUGCAUAUUUUACAGUAGAGAUGAGGUGUACUGCAUAUUUUACAGUAGGGAUGAGGUAUACUCUGCAUAUUUUACAGUAGGGAUGAGGUGUACUCUGCAUAUUUUACAGUAGGGAUGAGGUGUACUCUGCAUAUUUUACAGUAGAGAUGAGGUGUACUCUGUAUAUUUUACAGUAGGGAUGCGGUGUACUCUGCAUAUUUUACAGUAGGGAUGAGGUGUACUCUGCAUAUUUUACAGUAGGGAUGAGGUGUACUCUGCAUAUUUUACAGUAGGGAUGAGGUGUACUCUGCAUAUUUUACAGUAGGGAUGAGGUGUACUCUGCAUAUUUUACAGUAGGGAUGAGGUGUACUCUGCAUAUUUUACAGUAGGGAUGAGGUGUACUCUGCAUAUUUUACAGUAGGGAUGAGGUGUACUCUGCAUAUUUUACAGUAGGGAUGAGGUGUACUCUGCAUAUUUUACAGUAGAGAUGAGGUGUACUCUGCAUAUUUUACAGUAGGGAUGAGGUAUACUCUGCAUAUUUUACAGUAGGGAUGAGGUGUACUCUGCAUAUUUUACAGUAGGGAUGAGGUGUACUCUGCAUAUUUUACAGUAGAGAUGAGGUGUACUCUGUAUAUUUUACAGUAGGGAUGAGGUGUACUCUGCAUAUUUUACAGUAGGGAUGAGGUGUACUCUGCAUAUUUUACAGUAGGGAUGAGGUGUACUCUGCAUAUUUUACAGUAGGGAUGAGGUGUACUCUGCAUAUGCGUCGUUGUUUCGGAAGGACUAACCCACCACUGGUGUGCUUGGGCUAAUACCUACAUUUUCAUGUCAUCUGACCAUACCACUGCCUGGAGUUUGCUAAAUGGCUUUGACACUUGUAUUGGAAUUGUUGCUAUGGUUAUAUGACAAGAAAAUAGAGCUCUGGCCACACUGCAGCAGUGGCUUUGGCCUUCAAAAGAACAGCACAUAUGCAGAAAAUACCUCAUCCCUACUGUAACACAUGCAGAAAAUACCUCAUCCCUAUUGUAACAUAUGCAGAGUACACCUCAUCCCUACUGUAACAUAUGGUGGUGGAUCGUUGAUGUUAUGGGGCUAUUUUACUUCCGCUGGUCCAGGGGCCCUUGUUAAGGUCAACGGCAUCAUGAACUCUACCAAGUACCAGGACAUUUCUGCCCAAAACCUGGUUGCCUCUGCCAUGAGGCAGAAACUUGGCCGCAAGUGGAUCUUCCAGCAAGACAAUAACACCAAGCAUAAAAUAAUAAUAAAUGUUUUAGCAUGC
Messenger RNA from Salvelinus fontinalis (brook trout), 2826 nucleotides. It is a transcript of the gene pfn4, whose product is annotated as profilin family member 4. The record is from RefSeq and is a predicted model, not a curated record. Bases 124 to 576 code for a protein of 150 amino acids. The transcript has 4 exons. Gene Ontology annotation, molecular function: actin monomer binding. NCBI's taxonomy places the organism in Eukaryota, Metazoa, Chordata, Actinopteri, Salmoniformes, Salmonidae. Gene Ontology annotation, cellular component: cell cortex.